UUCUUCUUCUUCGCUCCUUAAACUGCUGAUGAGUUUCUUAAAGAUUCCUCCAAGUUUCUGAAGUUUUUGGGAGGAACAUUAAACGGAGCAGAGAGCGGAGGACAGAGGCUGGACAGGCGGACGCGCUGCUCCUGGACGUCUGGCUUCGUUCGAAGGAGGAAAGAGAAGAAGAAAAAAAGCGAAGACAAGAGAAAACGAGACAGAAGGAGGAGCCGAAGAAGAAGAAGAUGAGCUAACUCCCAGAAAAACUCCAGAAAAUCCCGCUUUUCCUUCUUUUUUCUGCUUUUAAUCGCUUUUAUUUCCCUUUAAGCGAAGCGGGUCGCUUUCUAACCGCUGCUGCAUCUUUUUGUUGAUGGAAGGAGAAAAGGAGAAGCAGUGGGAGCAGCGGGAAGAGAAGGACAGCAACGAGGCAGAGGACGAUACGAGGAGCGAUGAGGAAGGCCAGGAUGGCGGCUCUGAGGCGGGCAGUCCCUUCAUGCACUGGGAGGCUCUGAGCCUCUGCAUCGCUGAACUGGAGAAGCAGGAGGAGGAGAAAAAAGCAAAGGCUGCAGUGUGUCAGGAGCCAGGAAGCAGCGCUCUGGGCUGGAGGGAGGACAGAGGGACAUCAGCCCACGGUUGGGAGGACGGCAACGACGCCUGCAACAGCCACGUUCUGGCUCUGACCUCCCGACUGCACACGCAGAUGAAUCUCCAGCUCUGCUUCAUCAACGACAGUGAAAGUGAGGAAGAGGAGGAGGCCGAAGGGGGAAAGGAAGCGUGCAACAAGAAGAGCGGCAACUCAGAGAAAAGAACGACACCGAGUCAGAAGAACAUCCAGAACCCUGCCGGGCCCCAAGAGCCGCGCUCCAGAGGAUUCAGGAACACUCUGAGGAACCUUCGAGAUCGACUGAAAACCGACCACAGAAAAAAGACGGUAUCCUGUGGGGAACCUGCAGCGCCGCGGAAACGCUGGGAGCUCCGUGAUUUGGAGAAUCUGAGCCUCAAGCAGCUGAAUUCAAUCUGCGCGUCUCUGAGAAACAACAUUCAAGACCUGAGCUCGGAGUUGGUGAGUCGCCUCCAUGUCCGGGACCAGCUGAGGACGGAGCAGGACGCCAUGCUGCUGGAGGUGCAGGACCUGACCUCCCUGUGAUCCCUGCCUCCCUGUUUGGGUUUGCACGCAUCCAGGGUCGGCGGAGCCUCCUGAACCCCGCCGAGGAUGCAGACUCCUACCGCCGCGCCGUGGUUACCGACGUGUAAACUGGUGACUCAUCGGCAGCGGCGCACAGACUGACCUCUACGACCUCCGCUAACCGUUUAACACUAGAACUCCCACAGCCGUCAUUUGGACGGUUCUGAGAUUUUAAAGGGAAAGAACUUUAUUUCCAUUAAUUACAUGUUGCUCAUGUUUUCCUGUUUCUAUAUUUCCUUCAAUUUCACCUAAUUUUUUUUUAAUUAAAAAGUAAAAAAUCAAUCUGGUUAAUUUUACCUCGCUCUCCCACAGCCGUCAUUUUGGCGGCUCUAUUGGUUGAUUGACGUUCGGUACGGAGGAGGAUUAGGGCCACUGAAAAAAUUUUUAAAAAGUUCACUGAUUUUUACAUUUUAUUUCAGUUUAAGUCAGAAUUCUGACUUUUUUCCAAUAAUUUACUGAAAAAGAAUUUAGAUAUCAGUUAACUUUUUUUUUUUUCCAGUGGCUUUAAUCCUGUCCCGUACCGUUGCCUAGCAACCAACAUUCUACCUAGAACUCUUUGGCUAAUAUGGAAAAAAUGUCUUUCAGAGCAAAUCUAACUGCGAAACAGGCUUAAAAAAUGCUUCCAAAUAUUGAUGAUAGCGGCUCAGAUUCUGACAGCGAGUCGGAUCAACGCAGACGUAUCAGUGACGCAGAGAUUUUAUCCUUGAACCGGUAAAACAGUCGCUUGUCGGCCACAUGAGCUCCGCAGGUUAGCAGCCCCUCCCCCGCAGUACAGCCAGCGCUGGCGAGGCAGAGAAAACAUGGCCUGCACAAAACAACGCUCAUGUUUGUCAUAAAUGUGAAAAGUUCUGCGGGAAAUAUUUGGGAGAAUCGAUCAACUUCUGUAAAUAAAAUUAUAAUUUCAAACUAUAAACCUGUGUAUUAAAAUAGGCUCAUUUUUACUGAUUUAUUUUUAAUUAGAUACAGCCUUUGAAAAAUAUAUAUUAGACCUGUUUUAUGACAUCAUCCCUACUCAUGCGUUCCAUUGGGGAAAAUGUCCGCCGUCAAAUUAACGGCCAGCGGGAGUCGUAGCGUUAAACGCAUCGAUAAGAAAAUCAAAGACGUCACUUCUGACCUCUGAUGAUGAUGAUGAUGAUUAUUGGACCUUUAAAAGCCCGGUCUCUGUAGAUGCCGGCUCUAGCCGCCAUUUUUUUUGUUUACAGGAAUCUUAACUUGGUGUUUUAUAUUUAAGAUCCUUCAGAAAAUGUCUUAAAUUUCAAGUUCAAUCAUUUUUAGAAAGAAAUGAAGUUCAGUCUGACCUCCUUUCAUACCACCUUUCCUCAUCAGGGUACUAUGGAGCAAUUAUAUGCAAUCAUGUUAUUUAUUAUUUCAUUUAAUAACCUUCAGGAUCACAGUUUCUCCUAACUCUUCACACAUGGAAUACAUUCAAUUUAGAAGAAUUUAUUAACAAAAAUGAUUCAACUAAAAGUCAAACAUGUUUCAGUUAAAAACUCCUAAAGGAAAAGUCUCUCAUAUUCAGAAUUCUCUUUAUUAAUU
Messenger RNA from Cyprinodon tularosa, 2704 nucleotides. RefSeq names its product schwannomin-interacting protein 1. The record is from RefSeq and is a predicted model, not a curated record. The coding region runs from base 353 to 1129 and encodes 258 amino acids. Lineage: Eukaryota; Metazoa; Chordata; Actinopteri; Cyprinodontiformes; Cyprinodontidae. The transcript is spliced from 7 exons. Gene Ontology annotation, biological process: positive regulation of hippo signaling. Gene Ontology annotation, cellular component: plasma membrane; cell junction.